This is a messenger RNA of Paramuricea clavata, 542 nucleotides long. The record is from the annotation of a GenBank genome assembly. NCBI's taxonomy places the organism in Eukaryota, Metazoa, Cnidaria, Anthozoa, Malacalcyonacea, Plexauridae.
UUCCACAUUCGCCUUGAUGAAUUGCGUACAGCAUUCUUUAAAAAGGAAAAUGCUGAAAAACUUGAAGCAAAAAAGAAAGCUGAUGAAGAGGCAGCUACAAAGAAGGCUGAAUUUGAAGAGGAAAGAAGAAAACAUUAUGAACUUUUAUGCCGACAUGAAAAGAUUAUGAAAAUAAUUGAAUUGGAAUCAAGGAAAGAGGCUGAAGAACAAGCCAUAAAGAAGGCUGAAUGUGAAGCAAAGAAGAAAGUUGAAGAAGAAGAAAUAAGAAAAAGGGCAGAACUGAAGGCAACAAAAAAGGUUGCAUUAGAAUCAAAGAAAAAGGCCGAAGAACGAGCUAGAAAAGCAAAAAAGGAAGCUGAUGACCAAGCAAGAAAAAAGGUUGAAUUGGAAUCAAAGAAAAAGAACAAAGAACAAGCUAGAAAAACAAAGAAAAAGGCUGAAGAAGAAGCUGCAAAGAUGGCUGUACCUGUACUGAAAGCAAAACGUAAGGCUGAAAAACCUCAGCAGCACUUACAACCAAUUCAUCCAAACUAUCCAGACAC